CAUAUUAUAUGGAACCUUGUCUGCUUGAGUGGUCAUUCUUAGUGGGUUUAUUUCUCUGAUAUAUUAUGUAUUGUAUGCAUUGCACCUGUUCAUACAGACUACAUUGCAUUGUGGUGUUUGUGUAGCUGGAUGCUUCAAAGAAGAAAUCAGCCUGCUUUCUUCUAGGGUACUAGCCUAUUAGCAAGUUAAUUGAACUUAAUUCUGCUCUUGUCUUCAGUUUUGUGUAUGGUCUUCGUUUAUUUACAGAACGGUGAUUUCUUCUUUGCAGUUAUCAGUUUUGUCUGAGAUCAGCUUUCCUAUUGUAUGGAGUCUGUUUCUUACAGUCUCCUUUAAGACUGCUCUGACUUUAAAAUCAUUACUAGGCUUUUGUCAGAGCAGAUUUGUUGACAUUUUUCCCACAUUAAAAAAUAAAUUUGAAAGAUAGCACAAAUAAGCUAUGCAAUUCCCUGUUUCCUGCUAAUAUGCAAAAAUGUAUUUAUGAUAAUUACACACGUACUGUGUGCCAGAGCUGAAACAAUACAUUCCUCAUAAUGGAGUAUAAAUAAAGAAGGUGGAGCCAGCUGCUCUUAAACUGUUUAUUUGCAAGCAGUAAUGCUAUAGAGAAUAUACCUUUUUCACUCUGUUAGUCUGGCAAUACUGAACCUGUUGCUGCAUUAGACGAGUUGCAUUUUGCUGGAUAGGGGAAGGAGGGCUGUCUGCUGUCUGGUAGGAGGGCUUUGUCUCUGCCUCUCUCUGUGUUUCUUUCUGUUUUUCUUUCUCUCUCUCCUUCUCUUUCUCUCUCACUGGCUUGCUUGCUCUGUCUCUGUCUUUUUCUCUCUCUCUCUCCCUCUCUCUGCCCCCUUCCCCUCCCUCUCUUGCUCUCUCUCUCUCUCUCCCUCUUCCCGUCUCUGUGGUUUGUAAGGUAGGUUGCAGUGUGUGUAUAUACACAACAUCAAGAGCAGGAAAAUGGACUCAUUAGGGAGGCAGGCAGUCAUUACCACUCACACUGUACUUCCAGGGAGACACCGAUUAUGAGAAGAGAAACUCAGCGCUGGGGAAGAAGAUAAAUGAAUGGAGUGUUUGAAGUGCCCUUUGAGACUCUGAAGGCUGAAGAGUACCUGAUAUAUUUCAAGUCUGUAUGUGCCUCAUAGCUGCACAGACUGCCUGAAGUUACAUUUUGAGAGUGAAAUCACUGCACCUCAAAAACAAAGGAUUGAACCGCACUGUGUUCCUACUGUUUUGCCAUCAACAAUUGAAUAUUUCACACAACAUAAUUAUCUGUUUCAGUUCUGUCAUUGAGCUCUCUGGCCACGGUUCCUUGACUACCAGUCUGUUGCCUGCUCCUACUCUUCAUUUUUAAAUACACACCAAAGUGCAGUCUUCUGAAUGGCCACAGGUAAGACUGUCGAUUUGUGUGAUCCUUCUCUGAGGCACCUUCAGUGAGUCUACUCAGUUUUCCAGAAGGGAAAGGGGCAAGAACUGAGUUCAGACCUGGAUGCCCUUCUAACUAUCAUAGAGAAAAGUGAACUACCCACUAAGACUUGCACCCUGUACUUAGGAUGCAGCCGCUCUCUGUCCCCUGCCCCAAUGAACAUCUGCACUAGGCCCAAGCCUUGGAGUGACUUACCUGAAGAGUGACACUGUUUAUCUGAAAACUACUAAAGUAUAAUUGAGAGGAAAAGUGUGAAAGAGAUGCAAAGGGGAAACAAUAGGAAGAAACCCAAGACAGCUGAAAACCAGAAGGCAUCUGAGGAGAAUGAGAUUACUCAGCCGGGUGGAUCCAGCGCCAAGCCGGGCCUUCCCUGCCUGAACUUUGAAGCUGUUUUGUCUCCAGACCCAGCCCUCAUCCACUCAGCACAUUCACUGACAAACUCUCACGCUCACACCGGGUCGUCUGAUUGUGACAUCAGUUGCAAGGGGAUGACCGAGCGCAUUCACAGCAUCAACCUUCACAACUUCAGCAAUUCCGUGCUCGAGACCCUCAACGAGCAGCGCAACCGUGGCCACUUCUGUGACGUGACGGUUCGCAUCCACGGGAGCAUGCUGCGCGCACACCGCUGCGUGCUGGCAGCCGGCAGCCCUUUCUUCCAAGACAAGCUGCUGCUGGGCUACAGCGACAUCGAAAUCCCAUCGGUGGUGUCAGUACAGUCGGUGCAAAAGCUCAUUGACUUCAUGUACAGCGGUGUGCUGCGAGUCUCACAGUCGGAAGCUCUGCAGAUCCUCACAGCCGCCAGCAUCCUGCAGAUCAAAACAGUCAUAGAUGAGUGCACACGCAUCGUGUCACAAAACGUGGGCGAUGUGUUUCCAGGCAUCCAGGAUUCUGGCCAGGACACACCAAGAGGCACGCCAGAGUCAGGCACAUCUGGCCAGAGCAGUGACACGGAAUCAGGCUACCUGCAGAGCCAUCCACAACACAGUGUGGACCGCAUCUACUCGGCACUCUACGCUUGUUCCAUGCAGAAUGGCAGCGGCGAGCGCUCCUUCUACAGCGGUGCCGUGGUCAGCCACCACGAAACUGCACUCGGCCUGCCCCGUGACCACCACAUGGAAGACCCCAGCUGGAUCACACGCAUCCAUGAGCGCUCCCAGCAGAUGGAGCGCUACCUGUCCACCACCCCUGAGACCACGCACUGCCGCAAGCAGCCCCGGCCUGUGCGUAUCCAGACCCUAGUGGGCAACAUCCACAUUAAGCAGGAAAUGGAAGAUGACUAUGACUACUAUGGGCAGCAAAGGGUGCAGAUCCUAGAACGCAAUGAGUCCGAGGAGUGCACAGAAGACACUGACCAGGCCGAGGGCACAGAGAGCGAGCCCAAAGGUGAAAGCUUUGAUUCCGGGGUCAGCUCCUCUAUUGGCACCGAACCUGACUCAGUGGAACAUCAGUUUGGGGCAGGAGCCACAAAAGAGGGUCAGGCGGAACCCGCCCAACCUGAGCAGGCAGCAGAAGCCCCAGCUGAGGGCAGUGCCCAGCCAAACCAGCUAGAAACAGGUGCCUCCUCUCCAGAGAGAAGCAACGAGGCGGAGAUGGACAACACAGUCAUCACUGUCGGUAACAGCUCUGAUAAGGGCGUCCUACAACAGCCUUCAGUCAACACAUCCAUUGGACAGCCGUUGCCAAGUACCCAGCUCUAUUUACGCCAGACAGAAACGCUCACCAGCAACCUGAGGAUGCCUCUGACCUUGACCAGCAACACACAGGUCAUUGGCACAGCUGGCAACACCUACCUGCCAGCCCUCUUCACUACCCAGCCUGCGGGCAGUGGCCCCAAGCCUUUUCUCUUCAGCCUGCCACAGCCCCUGACAGGCCAGCAGACCCAGUUUGUGACAGUGUCCCAGCCCGGCCUGUCCACCUUUACUGCACAGCUGCCAGCGCCACAGCCCCUGGCGUCAUCUGCAGGCCACAGCACAGCCAGUGGGCAAGGCGAAAAAAAGCCUUAUGAGUGUACUCUCUGCAACAAGACUUUCACAGCCAAACAGAACUAUGUCAAGCACAUGUUCGUCCAUACAGGUGAGAAGCCGCACCAGUGCAGCAUCUGUUGGCGCUCCUUCUCCUUGAAGGAUUACCUUAUCAAGCACAUGGUGACACACACAGGAGUGAGAGCCUACCAGUGCAGCAUCUGCAACAAGCGCUUCACCCAGAAGAGCUCCCUCAAUGUGCACAUGCGCCUGCACCGUGGGGAGAAAUCCUAUGAGUGCUACAUCUGCAAAAAGAAGUUCUCCCACAAGACCCUGCUGGAGCGACAUGUGGCCCUGCACAGUGCCAGCAACGGGACCCCUCCAGCAGGCACACCCCCAGGUGCCCGCGCGGGCCCACCAGGCGUGGUGGCCUGCACUGAGGGGACCACUUACGUCUGCUCCGUCUGCCCAGCAAAGUUUGACCAAAUCGAGCAGUUCAACGACCACAUGAGGAUGCAUGUGUCUGACGGAUAAGUAGUACCUUUCUCUCUUUCUUAUGAACCAAACAAAACAACAACAAAAGAAUAAACAAACAAACAAACAAAAAGCUAUGGCACUAGAAUUUAAGAAAUGUUUUGGUUUCAUUUUUACUUUCUGUUUUUGUUUUUGUUCCGUUUCAUUUUGUACUACAUGAAGAACUGUAUUUUGCCUGCUGGUACAUUACAUUUCCGGAGGCUCGGGUGAAUGAUAGUUUUCCCAGUCUCCCUUGGAUGGUGGCCUUAAGGCCUGGUAGUGCUUCAAGAGGUCCACUGGUUGGAUCUCUAGCUACUGGCCUCUAAAUACAACCCUUCUUUACAAAAAACAAAACAAAACAAAAAAACAAAACAAAAACAAAAAAAGCAAAAAACCACACACACAAAAAAACAAAAACAAAACAAAAAAAAUCUUUUAAAAAAGUUAAAAAGUUUAAAAAAAAAAGAAAAAGUUGUUUUCCACUCGUGAAGAGCACUACAACAUCUAUAAGGAGAUGUAAAAGGCUGUCUCUAAGUACACCGCUCACAGUGUUUCAGUGGACGUUCCACAAUUCUGGCCACUUGGACUUCACAGUAACCAGUUAAAACUGUGGAAUAUCACUUCUGGUUGAAAACCGAGAGGAAAGGCCCUGCUGUUUCCACCUGCCACGUUAUUAAAGGGCUGUGGGACGGGAGGGGCAGGGAGCCCAGUGGUGUGGGGAGAAAGUGGCAGCAGGCUUCUCCCCCAAUUCUGCCCGGUCCACACACCCUGGCCCAACUCGUUCACAUCCCCCACCCUUUCAGCAGAAGCCAGAAGACUUGGACAAGCAACAAGCAACAGUGGCUAUCGUAUUUAUUCAGUGUCUUCGCUGAGCCUCAGCCUCAGCGCAAUCAGGAGGGACUUUCAUGAAAGGCAGGAAUGCAGAGAAAACGAUAACAGAUUUCACACUUAUGCUUCUAGGUACAAGAGAAGGAUUAUUUCCAACAACCUUUGCAAAAAAAAGUGUCAGGAUAUAUUCUUGUGGAAGAGAAAAAGAAAGAGAAAUGGAGGGGGGGCGAUAAAAGUUCUUGAGGCUUUUUUAAUUCAAAAUUUUAUAGAGGGGUAAAAGUGAUGUUUACCAGAUAGAAUGCUGAUUUUUUAAAUAUAUUUACAACAGUAUUUGUGUAAAAAAAAAACCAAAAAGUAAGAUUGUCAAAAGUAAUUUUUUCUCCUUUUGGUUUUGCAUACACUGCCACCAAUCCCUUCUCAUUUACUUUGACUCACGCACACACGCGCACACACACACACACACACACACACACGCACACACAUAUAUAUAUAUAUAUAUAUUUUGGUAAGUCAAGACUGUUAAGGUUAGCGAUACUGCUUCCAGAUAGAAAGAAUAAAAGGCAACUAAAGUUAUAUUUGAAAGAGAGGAAGGAUAUUUUCUUCAUAUUUUUUUCUUAGUUUUUUAUUAUUUUAAGUAUUGCCUGGGUUGCUGAGGGCCGCAGAGGCCCACCCACCCUGCUGUAAUUUCAGCUGCUGCUCUGUUUUGCUGUGUAGAUCUUUGACUUCUAGCAAGCUUAAGUUGCUCCCCUGAAUAUUUUUCCAUCAAUCCAUCUAGAAUUCUGUCCUUUUUCAUGGGAGGGACAUGACCCUUUAGCAGAUUUCUUCCCCAAAAUUUCACUGAGCUCUUAGGAUUCUAGAAUUUCCAUUGACCUUGCUUUUUCUCUUUGACGAAACACUAGUAGUCUAGAGAUCUUGACAAAGGGUUUUGUUUCUUUUAUGGUCAGCCAGGCGGAAGACUCCACAAAACUCUAUCCUCCACUGUGUGAACGUCACUCUGAGAAGCCUGUUACAAACCACAAUGCAUUGAUGCCAAAACUUCUUUCUUCCUCUAAACAUCACCUUUGGAUUCUUCCCACCAUGGCUAAGAGGGCCAAUAGGAUGGUCCCUCUUGAGUUGAUUAGUAACCCAACUUCCCUAUGCUGGCAGCCAGCUUUCAAAAGGCUCUGGGUCGUGGGCACUAUCCCAGAUGCCACUCUUUCUAGUUGAGAUCUCUCUCCUUGGUCUUGAUCAAGAAAUCCUAAGAUUUUCCAAUUAUAUAUAGUGUCCUGAACGGAUUCCAGCUCAAAAGUAGGACUUUUUAAACCUAGCUAAUACUGGGAAAGUAAUUUCAUGACUGGGCAUAUUUUAGCAUACUUAAAAAGAGAAGUAAAUAUUCCAAUAAUGAAGGAACACCAAACUACAUUUUUAAAAAGAAAAGAGAGGAUAUUUUCGUUUCUAAAUUGCUCUACAUUUUAAUUUAAUUUUCCUCCUAAUUUUCCUGUUAGCAUUUUAUUUACAAAAAAAAUGCAGCAAACGAGGGAAAUUUUUCCAAGGCAAGCAACUCUGUAAUUGGUUUUAUUCAUAUAUUUUAGACAAUUGGUUAACUUGGAUCUUUUCCAUACGUUCUUUGUGAUGUUUAGUAGUUUGUGCAACUGGAGUGUUUGUGGAGUUUGAGUCGAUCUUAUGGUGCUUCAUUCAGUGGAUAUUUUGCUAGAAGUUGUAAUGUGCAUUUGGAUGGUUAGCUGACUACUGAGUACCAUGCAUCGUGAUUUCUAAGAGGACAACCAAGAAUGUGUGUGAUCUGUUUUAAAAAUGAGCUUCAAAAAUGUGGCAGGUCCCCCCCCCCAUGGCCUGCUGGUUUUGCUACUGAAAGGGUCAGUAGUGACUUCAUGUUUCCUUACCACCAACAGAGGGAGCAUUAAGUAACUACAUCAUAGAAGAAUCAUUUUGAUAAUUUCAAAAAUGUGUUGUUUAGCCCAUUAGGAAAACAAAGAUUUGACAUUGUGAUAGUUUUCCUUAAUCUGGUGGGAAAAAAAAGACAUGAAAUCACUCAUCAUAUAAAACAAAUGAAAGGAGGUCAAAACCUGGUUUUAGUUACUUUUACUGUUGUCAGGGGUAUAUUUAAAAAAUGCCUCUAUUCAAACUUUAGCAAAGUAGCAGAAUUCAUAUUGUUUUUGGGAAAACUUACCUUGAGUGCUGUUGGGCUACACUUCCCCAUCUACUUCUUAAAUCUGAAAGAGACCCAUUUGCCUUAACGCACAUUUGCCAUUGUCAGAAGCUAAGCAACUGGGUUAAAACUCCAACAUCUGUUGUAGAGUACUGAGGAAAAGAGCAGGUGACUGGAAACGCUGGUACAUACCCUUUUCUUAUUAAAGGGAGUGCCUCCUUUUAAAAAGGGUAGGGAGGUCCCUAAAGAAUUUUGGUAAGGUCCUACUGUCUAGCUCAUUCAAUUGUAUUUAUUUUUCUCCCAAAUAUCUCACAACCUAAAACAUUUGACAUUGUUCUCUAGAACUGGGAGACCACCAUAUCGGCAGUGGAGCCCUCAAGCAAGGAUGCUUCUUCAUGGCUAAGCUAUUUUCUAGCCUAUAAGGGCUGCUUUCAGACUGACCCACAGUUUUGAAGAUAAAGCUGUCUGCACCUAUUCCAAAAGAUACAGGUGCUUGAUUGCCCACGCACAAUCGCUGUCUCACAAUCACAGUAAGAGAGGGGUGAGGGAGAGUCUUCUCACCUUUUGACUUCCAGUCCUACAGUUUUGAUGAUGGAUGCUGUCAGUGCUUUUAAAACUAGAAAAGAAAAGGGUUUUUUUUUUUUUUUGUAUUCAGGAAAACAUACACACAAGCACACAAAGAGAUAGGAGUAGAUGUUCUAGGCAGAAGACCUUAAGAGAAACUCAGAGAAUAAGAGCUGGUAUGCAAAAGAACACUAGUAUAAUUUUUUAAACAAUCUAUGAUUUUUAAAUGGAAUUUGUUGAAUACAAAACAGAAAAAAAGUGAGGAAUGUUUGUCUCAACACAUAGAAAUUAUGAAAGUUAAAUUCCCUAGCACUAAAAACAUUGAUAGUGUCUCAGCAUGUGGGUAGUUUUUCCUGUAUUAAGUACCAACAUUUGUACAAAAAGAACCCCUUCCUGUAAAAUAAACCCCCCAAAAGACAAUAAUUAUAACUAAUGGAUGGUCAGUUCUAAAAUUAAAAACAACGGAGAAACAAGCCCCCGUAAUCUAAAAUGAAAGUCCAUAUCAGAGCCUUCUCAUUUUUGUAGACUGCACUCCUCACAGCCAUGUUGCAGGCUCCCCCAGCCCAGUUCUGUUUGCCAAGGCUCAUGCCUCAGGUGGACCGUUCCUGUCUCCCUAUCUAGAUCACAGUAGCGCUUGGCCUUAGAAAGACUUGGGUUUGCCUCUUUCUCUACAAGUCAGAGAGCUUCAUUUUCUAUCAUAUCAUGUAAGAUCAAGAAAACCAUGUCCAACCCAUGAACAGGGAGAGUCCGUGUCUGAGACUAAAGAGCAAGAAAAGGUUUCCUCUGGGCAUGCUUGUUUCCGCGUCAGUCUUCCUGUCGUGAUCUACAUGUGCUUCCAUCUCACACGCCAGCAUGGCCCUGCUCAAGCCCCCAAAGCAGUGUUUUCUUUCAGCAUAGAAGUUAAAAAGGAAGUGGUGCCUCCAUAAAACACCCCUGGUGCCCAGGAAAACACAGCGAAGUUCCUUGUUGCUUUUCCAUUGCAAUCCUCUAAAAUGACUCCCAACACCUUUGUCCUGAGGAAUGACAAAAGUGACAUCCAUCUGGCCAGGACGAAUAGCAGACAUGCCCAUUCUGAGCCUUCCCCCGACGUUGCAGAAGGAGUUGCUUGAUUCAUUAGGGCUGCUCAUGGGGAGUACAUGGUUCUACCGAAGAUCACAUCAGACUGGCUCUUCAGUGUGGCAGCUGCAGCAAGGGAACAAAGAGGCGCAGGCCAGGAGCAGACAGGAGAUGUCCUGUAGGGGAAGAGAACAGAGGGUGGGUGCCUUUUCUGCUGCGACUUGACUCUUAAAAGAAACCCUCCAAAAAGAGUUCUUUAACUUAGUAAUGAGUUGAAGUUCAGGGUAAUGGAAGCUCUGGGGAAGAGAACAAAAGAAUUGCACAAUGUAUUCAGUACCCAACAAUACCAAACCAGAAAACAUCCAAUCACAAAGCUAGGAAGUUUGGCAAGAGGUACUUAGGGAAACUUCCAGCCUUUUCCAUGGGCAGGGUCCGCAGACUUUCUUUUGAGUGAUUUCUGGCUCAGAGAAACCUCUUUACUCACUAGAAAAGAACUUUAUUUAAACGGCCAAUUUUGUCCCCUGAGGAGAAAAAAAAGAAAAAAAUUAAAAAGACAGAAAAGAAAAAUAGGACACUAAAGACAGAACCAUGUGAGUUGGUGACAAACAAAAGAAAGGGGACACUAGAAUUUCAAUAGACUCCCCAAUUGGAUAGAAAAGAAAAAAAUAGCAAAGCUACCCAAGGGCCUCUCAGCUCCAGACUCCCAGUCUGCUGGGAGGGGACAGAGUGCUUGAGCUGACCCAGCUGCUGGCUUUCUGGGGCUGGGCAUAACUGACAACCUCCUCCUUCAUUCUGUGAUUGUCUAAGGAAAAGGGACUGUUCUCUCAGGUGCCCAGGAAAUAGGUGGAAUGGGGAAAACUUCCAGAAGCAGGCUCUGCCCUGUACUCAUGCUGCCCCAGAAGAGCUUCAGCCCAUACACGAAAAUCCUUAAGUAUUCCCAAGGGCUUUGUGUGUGGAGUUACCAUUUCUAAUACGUCCUAAACCUCCACAAGAGGCAGGCUGUGUUCCUGUAAAACUGCACAUGUGCAAGUUACUAACACGAAACAUCACUUCUAGCACGAUGAUCAUCCCAAGCCAAAUCCCCCAAGGAGGUCUCUAAGUUUCUUAAGAUGCUGUUCUGCUUGACCACUGAACCCACAGCAGUAAGUGAUGUGCAUUACUAGGUCCCAGGAGUGGCUGUGGGACUUCCCAUUCUCUCUAAGGUGAAGAGGCAAAGAUGAAGGCCACAAAUUCCUUUUUAGAACCGAGUGUCUCCUCCCCACUGAAGGAGGACUAGAAAGGCCCAGGACUAAAACUAGUGUCUUAACCAUGGCUGACUGACAGCUGCCCUUCUCUCAUGGUUUCUUUAGACCCCACCUGUUGCUCCACAGACUAAAUACUGAAGUAACAUCAGCUAAGGAAUUUUCACAAGAAAGCAUUAGGUUGUAGAAUUAUUGCCUUAAAUUAGAAACCCUGGAGGAAAGCAGACAAAAAAAAAAUACAGAAAUGAAAAGGCUGUGGAGAUAGGGACAUUUGCUUUUUAAUGAUUCCAUAAUCACACACACAAAAAAAUAAGCUCUAUUCAUGACUGAGGACUAUGGAAACAGUGACUUCCUGGGGAGGCACCAAACUUGUAGGGGAACUGGCUGCUUUCAGGAAGCAGCUAUUUCCUGUCUACUCUAUUUCAUUGGUAGGUCGAGGCUGAAUGUAAAAUAAGCAUGUUGCUAAGUAGCAAGUCCCGUUAAACACAAUCACAGGUGCCUGGAUGACUCUUAAAUGUCUCCUUAACUGGGAGAACGAUCCCAACAUACAGCUUUCUUUUUUUAUAUAAUCGGUAUCUCUACAGUCUGCACUUUGUUCCACCUCAGUUAUGGAGUGCAUUUGGCUUCUCUUGUGUGUCUUUGUUUGAAUGCAGAAUCAAAACUUUCAAUUCUUUAGUGCAGAGGCAUCACCUGCAGAUCACAGACAAAAGUGAGCCGAGUCAUGAAGUCCCAGUCUCGGCAAUGCCCGGAAAUAGUCUCCCCUUGGAUCUCUUGCGAAUUGAGAGGUUUCUUGGUUCAGAGUACUUCCAUGAAAUUCUGAUACUCCUGCAGCAGAGAGAAAAGAAUUAUCCCCCACCCCAGACAUCUGUUUCUACUGCUGUUACAGCAGUUGUUGUAGCCUGAAGCAUCAGUCUUUUGCACACAGAUGCUUAUAAGAAAAAAAAAAGUGGCUUAACCCAUCCAGUUUGUCACAGCUGCUGGCCAGAAUAUCUGUAGAUGAGUGCACCUUAUACAUGUGCAUACGUGGUGUGAGGUGCUCAUACCAUGACACUUCAUUUAUAUUCUCCACUGACAACAGCGUAGACUUGGAAAUUUCCAGCUAGAGUCCAGGGCCUGGCACUGUGCAUACAUCUGCUUUCUGUUCUGUUACCUUGUUUGGGUGCAUCAGUAUCUGUGAUGAGGCUUUAGAGCAUGGGGAAGUAGCCCAACUGUCAGUAGUUUGUGUAUAGCCUUUUGAGGAGAAACUUGAACAAAUGCUACACUUCUGUGGAUUUACUGGUGAAUGUGUGUGUGCGUGCAAGUGUGUGUGUGCACAAGGCUACACACAUUCGUAUGUUUGUGUAUUUAUGCUGUCUGAGUGUGUGUGCGUCUCUCAAAUGAAACACACACAGGCAGAGUUCCUGGUGCAGUUGCCUCUUCUACCAUUGUGCUCAAACUCAUGGCUCUCUUCCCAGGAAGCAGUCACCUGCCCACUCUGUUGCUUUUUGUAGCAUUUCAGAGUUGGGAGAAACAAAGGCAGCUUGUUGGCUCCACAGCAAACCCACUGGGACAGGCUGUUUCCCUCCAGAAGAGGGUGGAGUACACAUACUCAACCAGGCAGACCAGAGGGAGCCAUCCAGGGCACCUCACAGGACUCCCAGAGGAGAGACACCACCUAGUCAGGUAGCACUCAGGCAUCCCAGGGCUAAGCCUGAGCUCAAAGGCCAUUCCUGUCCUCUCGGGAACCUUGGAAGCUUCAGAGAAGGAACAUGGUCUGCAGAUCAUAGAUAAAACCUAGCCCCAGGCAUGAAGUUCCAGGUUGUAGCAUGUGCACACACUCACACACAGGAACUCCAUGGGAGUCCUGCUCCCAAACUGAAACUCCAUGAUGCUGCCUACAUCUGCAGGACUUCUCUAUCAUUCACAAGCUGUGGCCUUCAUGAGUCUUUCCAGGAUGGGCUGUUUACCAUGUCCAGCAAACCAAUAGAGUAUCAGAGGGGUAUCUCGAGGGGAAUCUGUAAGAGUCAGUGGCUCAUGACUAUGUCAGACAUGAAAGCAGAAUGCUACUUUAAUAUACUAUAUUGAAUGACUGGACUUGGCUCUCAUAGGUAACUCCUGAUGACUUGAUGACCUGGAAACAGUUGGAUCUAGUUUUCUCACUCCCAUGCCCUUCUUUUACUAGGUGGUUUCGUCUCCCCCCUUUUUUGGUAACAUGCAGAUUGUUUCUGCUUUACAGAAUUCAGAGGACCUUUCUUUCCUCUUAUGUUUUAGUGGCAUUUUCCCUUCCCCCAUGCUGUAAGGCUACUUACCAUUGCAACUAUUUUUUUUUGUUGGUUAUUAUUUUUCCAAAUGUGUGUUGUCUUUCUGUAUCCAAAAGAAGUCUGUGACCAUAACCACAGUAUUUCUUUUUACUGGAAAAAAGUUCAGUUCUUGUUUUUGUUUUUAUUGUUUUAAUUAACAGUACUAGUGACUCUGUGGAAGACUAUGGUUACUGUUUAGAUAUGCUUACUUAAGUACAAUACACUACAUUGCAGUGUUUCUGAAACCUAGAACAUAUGCAUUAUAUAUAACAACUCUAUAUUGAAAUAUAGUCCAUUGUAUUCAUUUUAACUUUGAAUCUGCCAAUGAUCAUGAGUUUAUUGAGAUAUCAUUUCUUCAUAUAUAUCACCCAUCACCACCUGAUGCAGUUAAUAUGGCUCAUUUAAUUCUCGUUAUGACUCUAGUUUGCUUUCUAUAUUACCAGCUUCAGUGUUGUCUUUAGAAGAUUCUAGUUUGCUUUCUAUAUUAUCAGCUUCAGUAUUGUCUUUAGAAGAUUUUAUAAUUUUUUUUAAAGCUCAGACUUAGCACAUGUAGGAAAGUGAAAACUGUUUAAACUUUUAAAAAUUAGUUUGCUGUGGCUUAUACAAAGAAGUUCAUAUUCCAUGUGUUCUUGUUUAGCCAACCGUGUCAACAUCUGCAGAACAAAGGAAGCGCCCUUGAACAUAUCUGUGAUCUCCCCCUUUAGCACCACCAUUAUCUACAUUUGAUUUAAAAAGACCAAGGAGAUUCCUGUCUGUCACAUGAUCUGACCAACUAUCAUAAGCUGCAUUUCAAAGGGCUGUUUUGGUGAGAGGCAAAGACAAGGAAAUGCCUCACUCUCCUGACGGUAUCUGCAACUAUUGGUUUUCAGUAUUGGUUCCUCGCCAUCCGCUCUCUCUUUUUGUUAUGCCUACCAUUAUUUUCAUUAGUCUUCAGCAAUUCCCUGGAGGCAUCUUGGAAAUAUGCUAUUCAUUUUCCCAGGAGAUUUAUUUUUAAACUAAAACCACAUUUCUAGAAACUUUUUAUUAACAGAACUCAAAAACAUACAUGACAGUUUCCAGCCUGUAGACCCCACACCUUGAUGGUUCUUGGUUACCUGGCCCUCAGCACUUCUACUUGCUGUCUUCUCUAGCCAGGCUACCAACAGGGCAUUCAGAAAUCAGAUAGCCUGAUUUCUAAAAGAGCACUUUCAGGUCAUCUUUUCAAGUAAAAACUUUCUUCAGCUGCCCCCAUCCAUUCCACCAAACGUCUGAACAUCAGAAUCAGGUCAACUGAAUGCCAUUUCCUCCUUCACACUCUGUAUUCAUGGCAAAAUGAAGUGUAGAACCUCCGCGUGGUGGACCAGUAUGUAGGCUUCUCAGUGUGAAUAGACCACUUUGGCCUUCAGUCUUCAUCAUCAAUUAUUGAGUCUCAUCACAUUCUGCUGUGCCGAUUCAGUGUCUGCCCCCAGCUCUCCCAGACUCUCCUUAGCAUCUUCCACUUGUGAAGCCUGGCACUCAUUCAGGAUCUUUCCUUCAGUCUCCUUCGACGACACUAAACUAGAGUCUAGUAGGAAACUAUUUAUUUUCAGUGGAAGACAUGGCAGCUGGAAAUCAUGGUAGUGAGGGUGUGCCUUCAGUGAUCAGGUAUGAGGUCAAUUGUCCCAGCUCCAUUAGUUUUGGUUUCCUUUCCUUGCCAAAUUCUCCAGGUUUCUUAUUGUUUCUUUCUAAAGAUAACUUUGAGCUACCCAAUCAUCUCUUCCAUGCUUCCCCCCAAAUAUUACAUUAUGACCACCCCCCAGCCGUUCAUGUCUUUCUUCUCCCACUCUUCUUAGCAUCUUUCUUUAAACAAGUUCAUAAACUUGAGACUCGUAGGCAGAAUGAAGAAUGUCUUCAUUUCAGCUUCAGAUUUUAAAGGUUGUCAGUAUCUUUUGAGAGUAGGAGGACCUGAGUCACAGUUUUAAAUGUCAACUGUACUAGUUGAGAUCAUUAAUUCCUCUCACCUUUACAUUAAACCAAAGAUAAGUAUUUUCUGUUUUUUUAAUACCACAGUUUUCAGAUUCUUGAUAUGAGUAGACCAUUUCUGAGGGAGGAAAAAAAGCUCCCAUAUUGAUUAUUUCUGCUUGUGCUAAUACUUAGCCAAUGACAUGAUUGCCAGAUACUAGAUUUACAAGAAUCUGAAGAAGUGGGUAACAAUUAAAAAAGCCUUUGGUAGCUAUUCAUGCCAAAAGCCACUUCCAUUCAAAUGCAAUGUAAGAAAAUUUUGAUGUAAGAAAAGUUUGAGAGAAUUUCUUCUUGUAUUACAUUUGUGAAAAGCCAAAUAUUGGUUGGUCUAAAACUUUGAGGGGUAAUUUAUUAAGGAAUAAAAGAUCUAUAAGUUUAUCAAAUUCCUGUUUGAUAAACAAAAGUUACCUUGACAUGGCAUAUGUUAAAAACAAAACAAAAAAACAAGAAUAAGGCUGACUGGGUCCUGUAUUAGAUUAGAUGUGCAGGACUCAAUUUAUAAAUACAGGAUGUUAUUUGGCCAUCAUUUUAGAGCUCAUUCAAAUUGAAGCUUUCUGGACUCCACGAAGAAGACUGAAGCCAUUGUGGGUGUAGCCCUUUGAGGAUACUUGUAUUAUCAUUUCACAGUGACCCUUUAGUACAUCACCCUCACUUGCUGUGAUACCACAUUGUCUCUCUGCUCAUAUCAAGAUGGAGUGUGUGACAGUUUGCAAUGCACAGACACUCAACUUCUUGCUCUACCUUGACACUCAAAAUCCACACUUAAUAUGAAAACUGUCAUUUGGCUUGAGGCUUGAUCCAGCUUUUGUCUUAAAACAGUGUGUAGCAUCACUUUGCAUGAGAGAAAUGGCAAGUUCAGAAGCCUUCCUGAGGCAGGCAUCUCUCAGGAAGUCACCAUGUCUAAAGGCUAAUGUUUACAGUUCUGAAGACUGUGACCUUUGCUUGGCAUGUCCUUCAACCUAGUCUUACCUUCAUCUCUUCCUUUUCCCAUUUGGGGCUCCUGCCAUCUCUCUUGGAAGUACUCUGUAUCUAAAGAACCCUUGUCCUCUGGCAUUGCCGUCUGAAGGCAUAGAAGAUUCGGUCAUCUCAAGUGCAGGGUGGAGUGGGAGAGGUCUGGAUUGGAAAGAUCUCAUUCGGUCCAGUUAAUCCAGGCUGCCUUCUUGCCUUAGUUCCUUUAGGCUCUCCAAGAGAUCCAAUGCUAAGGCCCAGGAUUUCUCACUACAACCUCUUAAGAUCGCCACAGAUGAAUGUCUAAAUCCUAUUUAAUAUUCUAGAGGCUCCAGGGUGUGAAUUCUUACUGCUCAGGAGCCUCCUGUUUUUACAAGCUGGCACCUGUCAAGAUCACCAACAGCCCCAACAAUAACUAAUGCAGCAAAAUAAUGGUCAGAAACACUAGGGCUUAUAUUUGAGAGAUUAACAAAUGAUUUUUUUCUUCUUUUACCCAAUGUUUUUUUAAAGCCUGCAUACCUCUCCCAACACAUUUCAGAAAACCUGCAUCUCAUUUUACACUUAAGUAGUUUUAGUUUUGUGAAUGUAGAUUAGAAAAUGUUCUGGAAUUGAAGCUGGUAGCAAACAAGUUUCUUUUCUGCACUGGACGUUAGGACAAGUGUGCAUGGAUGCAAUUCCUUCAAAGAAAGUGAAACAUGGUAAAGCAAAGGGACAAUACUUUUACACAUUAAAACAGUUGUCUGCUAUCUGUAAACCUUGAUUUAAUCAUAAUUUUAACUUCAUAGAAAUUUGAAACUGGAGGAAUGUGUAUUUUAGUAGUUUGUUUGUUGAUUUGUUUUCCUUUAUGUCUUUCUUAUUCAGCUAGGGAAAUGUUUUGAUUCCCUAAUUUGAUGCUGUCCCUGCACAUCAGGUGACUGCUGCCCACCCCCCCAGUGGUCUUUUGUCCCUUAGGAAAGCCUUCACUCUUCCUACAAGAAGUCCUUUCUCAUGAAAGUCAUGUGUUCCUUUUCUGCUGUCACAUAGAUCUUUGAGGAGAGAGAUUCUUUCUGCACUUUAGGGAUGGAAUAGUUAACAAAAAUUCCUUGAAGAAGAAACUCUCUUUACUUAAACGAAUAGGUCUGGGCCAAAGACCAGAACUGACUGCUGAAGGUCAUUCUUCUUGUACUGCAGACCAUCAUUGCCUCCUCACAUUCUUUUGGGAGCAAAACUGGGGAUAAAUGUAUUUUCUUUUAUUGGGUUUUUUAAAUAGUAUCUAGUACAGAAUUUCCAGAAAGAAAAAAGAGUGAGAAUUAAUAAAAUAUCAUCUGAUCUGUCCAUUUUCACAAUGGUAGGGAUUUUAGUCCUGUCGUUUUAAGCUUAAAUAAGGUCUGAAAUAUGGAAACAUCCACUCUCACUUCAAUCCUAACCCUGCCUGGCACUGAGAUGGAUGGAAGCAGGGCAUCUCCUCCACACUGCCAAUGCUUCUCCUGUCCAUGCCCAUCAUCACAAAAGAGAAAAACACUUAAAAGGGGGGAGGGGGCCAUAGUACUUCAUCUGAUGAAUACUCUGUAGUUCAGCUUAACUUACAAAUAUCUUGACAACCUUUUUAUAACCUGGCUUUUAUGCUAUAAUUUAAAUUCUUGGCUCUAACUUGGGAACAGAAGGAAAGCAGGGGAGAGAGCAGAGUAAAUCAAUGAAACUAAACUGAUACAAUUCUACAUUCUUAAAACCUGUUCGCAGGGUUACCAAAGAAUGAUCUCACCCCGUCCUGUCAUUCCUUCCCCUCUCUCUUUUUGAUUAUUCUGAGAAUUACUAUAACUAUACUCUUGUGAUUCAUGACUUCUCUUCAUGCUAUCAAGACUAUCUAAAGAGUGUAUAGAAACCCUUCACUGCUCUGCUCCUAAUCUGCUGUCCAGGGCACAUGUGAUGUGUGCACUCAGAUAACCAAAAAUGAACUAGUGCUUCGAUAGGUUUUGCAGUAGCCUAGUGCUGUAGCUCACAGCUAGGGGAUCUUUCAAAACAAAGGUAGCUGUUCUCCUCUUGGCUCUUCAUGGGACAAAUCUUGGCUUGGAAUCUGCAAUAGAAUCAAAGGAGAAUAUACCCAAGGAUGCUUGAGCAGUUAGUGUUCAUCCUUACUCCCAUUGAGUUAGACUUCAGGUGUUUAGAGGAGACUAUCAAAGAAUACAUUGAGGAUAAUUUGCUUAGGCAUAUCUAAUAACAAUCCACUUUGCACCAUUGCUAAAGAAUCGUGGUUGUCAGAUGAACAGUGAGUCUCUUAGUAGUCCACAUCCCUCACAGCAAGCAAGGGUAAGAAACCCAUGGCAGAGAAAGUCUUCACUUACUUUGUUUUCAAAACCCCCACAAUGCCAAAUGUCCUUGUUUCUUUCAAUCUGACACUACACGUUGAUUCUUCUAAAAUGCCAGCAUGUAUGUGUGGCUGGGAGCAGUCAGGCAGAUUGACAUGUGCAGAGGGAGGGUUCAGAUAUACUGGAGAUAGAUUCUUAAGGAUUAUCACAUACCAAGUGCUUCUCCAGACUCACAUGCUGCGUCCCAAACUGACUCCUUGUCAACUUUCAGUAAAACAGAAGCUCCACAAGAAAUCCCACUGCAAAUGUUUUCUUUUUUUAACUGCAUAAUACAAGGAAAGUUACAAUACAGAAUCUGCAUUUAAGAAUAAUAAUUCACUUUGUAUUUAAUAGUUCUACUUUUUGUAUAAGUGUCGUUGAGUUAUUUGUACCAAUUUAAAAUUCAUCAUUUUGAGAGAGGCCUUGCAAAUUUCUGUGUGUGUGGAUGUAUGUCUGUAUUUGUGUAGCCAGGCCAAAAAAACGAACAAUGCAGAAGACGGGCCUAUUGAUGUUAUGUAAGGUGGCUGCUGCUUGUAGACCUUGAAGACUAGCUGAUUCUGCUACUCAAAUAGAGCCCUGGACUGUUAGAUUUAGGACUGAGUUUUGGGAAACAGAAAGGCUCUCACUUUUCUUUCUGUACUCAUCUCCCAUAGUUCCAGUCACCUGACAUGAGAAAACCAUUAAGGAAAAGCACUACUGACCUUUGCAUUGAGUAGCCAUUUUCCUCCUCUGACUAAUCCCUUGAUUGCAACUCAGCUCUACGCCUUUCUUUUCUCCCUACUGGCUUAAUGUCUUACAGAAUAAUACAGAGGUACAAGCUGGCUUUUUCUCUGCUUUGAGCUGAAACACACAGGAGCCACAAAAGAGAUGAGUCACACAAUUGUCAGGCAAGGGCUGUGUUUCCCACUUUCAUAGCACUGGUAACCUUCAGUAAGAGCUGUUUACGGUUGAGCUUUGAGGGUGUAGUCAUUUUUAGUAGGUUUUUUUGGUUUGUGGGAUUUUUUUUUCUUUUCUUUCUUUCUCUUUUUUUUUUUUUUUUUUUUUUUUUUUGCACUAAGCAUGACUGCACUGCGUUGCACUACUGAGAUGAUGCUUUUACUCAUGCCAGGAGACUGUGUUAGGGAAGGGAAAAAAAUAGGCGAUCUGGGAGACUCAGAACCUCACAAAGACGGAGAUCUUUUCCACGGUGGUCUUUGCAGAGUCAGUGAGAAUCUAGAUUUUUCGCCGACUCUUGAUCAAGUCUAGAAACUGCUUUGCUGACAAGAUCUGUUUUCUUAUUGUAUGGAAGUGGAGGGUGAGAACAAAUUGAAGAUAUUUCAAAACAAAUUUAUCCAAUUUUGUUUCCAAAUAAGCUUACAAUAAGAGCCACAAGAGUAAGAAAUUUGACUGGGCUGACGCAAAGCCUUGGCUCACAAGAUUACACAGUACACCUCAGUGUGCCUGAGAGUCUUGGUGUCAUGUUCUGAUAUCCUUUCGAUCCUUGAGGAGACCUAGAUCUGGGUAACCAAAGAGGAAGGCCAUACAUGUGGUGACACUGUAAGGUGACAGACAGUAAGGGAACAGUGCAAUAAACACUGCCAGCCAGUGAGGUGGAAGGCCAACUAGAAAACUGGAGGAAGGGUCCGAGGUGUCAUCAGAAUCUGCGAGCUGCUCCAUCCUAGACUGUCCUUAAGCAGAGAACUUGAUAGUGCCUAAAAGUUGAAAGCCGUUGUACCCCCCCCCCAACUUUUCGGUUUAUUAUUAUUGCCUUCUUAAAUCCCAGAAGCAACCAGAGUUUGGCAGCUCUUUAGUAACUAUUAACAAGAGAAUCUUGUACCACAGGAAAAGCAAUAGACUGUGUGGGGAAUGAAACAUGUGUAAGGGUUCUGAGGGACCCCUCCAGAAUCUCAGAUGACAGAUUUUGAAAACUCUUGUUCACUAAGAUUCACCACCCGUGUUGAGCUAAUGUUGAGUUUCUUUGAACACUGUCCCAUGUGAGGGCAACAGUUUGGAAAACUCCCGUUGAGUCACUUUCUCCUCCUUCCCUAUCAUUGGUCCCAGUCUACCUUUCCAAGUCAAAGUUGAUUCUUAUUAUACGAAAGUGCCAACCUUGCUAGUUAAACCCCAUUCAGAACUAACUUAAGCAGCCCCUUAGGCAUGCAAAGGCAUUGUCUGUAUUCAAAUAGAAAUGAUAAAUAAGAGAUCUUAACAGAUACUUAGAAUGCAUACUUGGAAAGCGCUAAGAGGACAGCCAACCAAAGCUAUGAGAAGAAAUAAUUGACUUUUUAAAAUUCUUGGGCACCUUUCUUCAAGCUUUGGGGGACACAUUUUUCUUGAAACUUGGAUUUCGCUCCUGUUCUGUCACCAAAGAUUUUCUUCUCCAGAUCCCAGGCUCCUCUCUCCUAGGCAAAAGUACCAUAACAGGGAUGCUUCCAGUGGUUGACAGAGGACACCCUUCUCAUGUUCACAGUGGUAUCUACAGAUCGUGAGAGUAGAAGUGCUACUAACAGUCUCUAUGACUUGGGAGUUAGUCAAAAGGUUAAAAAAAUACACAGUACUUGACACUAUAAACAGUGUGAAAUACAGUUGUAACCUGGAGGCUUGUGGAGAGAAAGAAACUUCCAUGGAAGAAAGUGAGUUAAAUCAUUUAGAACCAAACAAAGAUUAUUGAUGAGAGAGAGUCAUUGAGCAAUAUGAGAUGGCAAAGUGGGGCUCUGUGUGCCCUGGGCCAAUGACAGUGGCACGGGGAAAGUAGACAGCAGGCCAGAGGACUCCAGUACUGAGAUGUUCCAGUGUGGGGAGUCUUGCUGUGACUGCUGAGGUGGUUGAGAUGUUCAUGGGAAGGGAAAUCCGUGGAAGCAGAUAGUGCCUUUCUUGUUGUAGCAAGUGAUGUAUUCAGUUACGCUUAUCUGGACCAUUGCCCCCAUCUUCUGAGGAGGUCGGAGGAAUGAAGGGAUAGGAUAUUGCCCCUGGAAUGCUGUGAUUUGAAGAUGUUUGCACUAGAUUCUAAGCUCUCCUUUAAUGAAAGAAUGAGAGAAAAAAAAAUGACAACUCUUAAGUUAAAAGAAACCCAAAGUAAUGUGUUCUUUUAACAUAUCUCCCCUUCACUACUACAUCUUCUCUCCCUCCAUUCCUCCCUCCCUCCCUCCUUCCUUCCUCUUAAAGGAAACUACACAUUUCUUAUUACCAAAUCCAACUCUUAGCAAUUCUUUGUCUCUGUCUCCCCCCCCCCCCCAAUAAGUUAUCAACCAUUGGCUAGGGCUAGCUAGUUAAGAGCCUCUGCCCUUACAAUUUUGCUUGCCUUCUCUGCCUCAUCAAGGUUACAACAGUGAGUGAUAGGGAUAGCAUUCAGCUCUUAUGGAAGCCAGUGAGUCUGGAUUUCAUGCCAAUAGAUGAGCUGACACAUAUUUAUCCAAAACACAUUAUGUUCUGUAGCUCAUCCAAAAGGAUUUUUAGAAACAAAAUGAAGCCACUGUGUUUUAGCAUCAGAUGAAGGUAGUGCCCAAAGUUCACCUGUUUCUUCUCUCUCCUCUCUCCCACCUAUUGCCAUGUCCUCUCCACCAGAAUGAUACUUCAUCUCAGCUAUGUCACCAGAAGAGCUAUUUGAUUCUUUGGUCUGUCUCUUUAUCAGUAGGAUGGUAACUCUUCCAAAUUAAAACCAAGAAAAUACUAUUAGCAACUCCCUUAUGGUUGGAUAGCUUCCCAAGUGGUAUCUACCUGAUCUUGAUGAUCAGUUCUGAUAACUUGGAAGUUUUGGCUGGCUCAAACAUCUGUCAACUUUACUUUUCAUUUUGUUUCUGUUUCCAUUUGAAUCUUGAGUGAGAGUGGAAAGGUAGAAUCACAGGAAAGAUUUGGAGGCUGCAAUUCUAGGGUAUAGCUUGUCAGAACUCUGUAUUAUCCAAAAUAGAAUUUUCUACUUGUUUCCAACUUAAUGUUACCCCAAAUAUAAUUUCUAUUACAUUUAUUGUUAUUUUUAUAAAGAUAGAGUCCAUUUGCUAUGUCUAGUUGAGUGCUCUUUUUCUAUUUCCCCACAUGGAUGCAGUACCAAUCUGUUACUUAAAUAUCUUUUUAUUAUAUUGUUAAUAUGUAAUUCUACUGUAGACCAAAAAUAUAAAAACAAAUUUGUUCAUUUAAAACAUAUAAAGAAUCUAGUGAGUAAGGAUGAAGAGAAAAGAUGAAGAGCAGUGGUUAACUGUGUUGUUUGAAAUCUAAGAGUAGCCUUACCUAUUUUUAACCAGUGCUUGCCAGUCACACCAUAGUUGGGAUUAUAUUAUCUUGGCUUCUUCAUGCUUAUGUUCUACAAAUCUUGUUUGUCUGUUUUAUUUGAUGUAAUUGAGGUUGCACAUGAUGCUCUUUUUUUGGUAAUGCCUGAUUUUAUUGUACUUUUAUCACUCAUUUCCUUUAGAAGAAUGAGGGAGAAAGUUUUAUUUCUUCUUUUAAUUUAAAUUUUGUUUAAUGCACUGGAAAUAAAAUUGGACACAUUUCACUGUUUAAAAAUCAGAAACAAAACAAAACCCCAAAGAAAAAAACCAGCAAACAAAUAAGUAAAGACACAAGCAAAAGCUAUGGAAAAUAAUCUGUCCAUAUAAAAUAUAUGUAUAAGCUAUGUCUCACAUGAGAGAUAAAUACUGUCAAGUAAGAAAAACAUACAGUGUAAGCUACAGUACAGAAAACUAUAAGAGGAACCUGAGUUUAAAGUGUGUGGAGAAGACAGGCCAUUUCUUUCUGAGGAGAGAUCUUGUCGUUAUUCCAAUAAAAACCAAAUAAAUUGAAUGUGGAAGAGAUUAAGGAGGGAGUAAUCCCCUCCCUUAUAGCACAGGAGCUCUGGGUUACUUUUCAUUAUUUGUCUCAGCUACACACACACACACACACACACACACACACACACACACACACACUGCUUGAGAAGGCUUUGCAGAAAUGUCUGUAUCCAGUGCACACACGCACACGUGUCAGUGCUCUGACGGUCCUCAUGCUGAUUCACACGGUUCUCUGAGACUUACCGGUGACAGUCACCCACAUGGAAGACUGCAAGUCACUGAAAUUAAUGUGUGUUACAAAGCACUUCAAUCCAGCCUGCUCCUUUCUCCUGCAUCACCCACUACAAGACCAGCUGCCUCACACCGGUGUACAGUGAGAACUCCGACACAGGUUACUUCUCUUAGCCUACGGGCUCAUUAUUUGCUCAAAUAUUUGCUGGUUUUUUUUCUGGUUUUGUUCUGUUUUAUAAUGGGGUGGGAGUGGAUGUAACUUCACAAUCUUAAUACAGUAAAGUUUUGCAUCUUCCAUAUCUUAUGCAAAAACAGACAUUUAAAUCAAUAAAUAAUUGUGCCCUAGACUGAAAGUUAAUGUUUAGGAGAGGGAAAAAAUUGUUGGAAUUUUUUCUACAUUUUUUUGUGAAGAAUCUUUUUUGGAAAGGAAGGAUACAUAUUUUUGUUGUGUGAUAUUUUCUAUUUUUGAAUGCAUUUUAUUGGUACAAGACUGUUUUUUUGGUGAAGACAUUAUUUAAAAAAAGAAAAAAAGAAAAAAACUAAUCGAAAAGUUUGCCCUUAAGGAUAUGCUGCAGUUUUGAGGUUAAAAAAUAAUAACUGAUUCAAGAUGCGUGUUAAAAGUUGGGAUUAUAUUGUUGUUUUUUUGUAAUUGUUACAAGAAGAAGUUUGUACCCACUGCUGUUUAUUUUGUUUCAGAUGAGUAAGUAAAGGGAUUGUUCUUGUUUUAUUCUUUUUUUAGAGAAAAAGCUAUUUAUGAAAUGUCAAAAACACUGGACUGUGAGUUUAAGUGUGGAAGCAUUUUACCACCCUGUGUCUUCAACCGAUUAUGGGAAAGCCCUUUUCUCUUCCCCCCGCCUUAGCCUUGCCAAAUGAGGAAAACAUAACAGCUCUCAGAUGACAGAGGCCUCCGAAGCCCUGCUUUAAUUUUUAUGGUCUGAAAAAGUCGGAAAACCAAAGUUAAAUUUGUUUCUGAAAUCCCACUGUCCUUAGCCCCUUUUUUGUAUAACACAGCCAGUUGGCCCUGCCUCUCCAUCUUGGAUCAUUGCCUUCUUGGGAACCUGGGACCAGCUCUGCAGUGAGAGGCAUGAAGGUGGUGAGGUUUCCCGAAGUGAAGUGUGAGUGGGACUUCAGCCUCCCCAGGGCAGCUGAGCUUCUCCAUCCAGAGGCGAGGAUGCCAAGAGCACACCCAGCCAACAGUGCCUGGAGGGGUUACCGCUGUCACCUUCAUCUUCUGCUUCUAAGACCCUCCAGUUACCAUGGCUCUGCCUUUCCCAGCAGCCCAUGUUCCAUUGAUGGGAGGGGAUGGGAUCCAAAUAGAAAAAAUGGCUGGGGUUGCUGUGAAGGCCCCAGCCCUCAGGAGGUAAAGCAAGGGACCACUCAGCACAGGGCUCUUGCUGCCCACCUCCUCUUUGACUCUGGAUUGUCCGUCCAUCUGCUCACUGUGAAGAUGGAGAGGCAGUGUGCCCUGAGGCUGUUCGAUAGCUUUUCCAUAUUUUUUCAACAUUGAAAAAAUAAUUUUUAAAAACUGUGAUAUUUUUUAAAAAAAUCAUUUGGCUGGAGGGAAGGGAAAAGGGAACCAUCAAAAGCUGUAACAUGAUUAACUGGAGAUAUUUAUAACUGGGGCACUUUCCAGACCAAGACUAAUACAUUCUUUUCUGGACCCUAAAGCAGCAAACUCUUGAGAUUGUCAGUGACAAAAAGCUGAAGAGAGGCGUCCCUUUCCUCCUUUCUUCUGUCUCAAAAUCUCUCGUUUUCUCUUCUAGCUUCCCUUGGUAACUAUCCAAUGGGCUUCAUACUUCCUAUGUGCAAAAACACGUGCACGUGCACACUCCCAAACACACAGACACACAAGCAAAAAAAAAAUCUAUUUCUUUUGAGGAUCAUGGGACUGAAUUGAAGUCAUGUGCCUUCAUUUUUUCCUUUUAUAGCUAAAUGAACCUCUUCCUUUUUACAAUGUGUUGGGUUUUGUUUUCUUUUGUUUUCAGGAGAAGAGGGGAGGUUCAGUUUUUCUGGAAGAUUUUAAGCAUCAUUUAGAAAAGAAUCUUUGAAGCAAAUUCCCCACUAAACACUAAACACAAACAUCUCAAACCUUUCACAUUGCACUGUGCACACUUAGAGCAUCCAAGUAGUCAGAUAUCUGACAACCUAACCCACUUGAUUUUAGAGCGGUUUCGGAAAUCUCUAUUUCAUAGACUUUUUUAUUAUUUAUCAAAAUGAGGCGAGUGAGGCAAGUUGCCUUGCUCUCCUAAAUUGGUGCUUUUUCUUGUGGGGGUGGGGUGGGAUGGGGUGGUGGAGGGGAGAUAGAGACAGAGGGUGCAUUCCUAAAGAUCUCUGGUGCUGAAGGGCCUCGAGUUCCUUUCAGAAAAUGUGUUUGACACAUUCUUACGCACACAAGUGAAUGGUAUCACAUGCAAUAUUCUAAUGGAACAAGGCAAGAGGCUCUCUGAAGUGGGAUUUUGCUUUUUUUUUUCAUAAAACAUUUGAUUUCCCUGGUGCCUUAUUCCUACUCGAUGCUGGCACUCACACACCCACAGAACAAACGCUGAUGUUGGCCUCACAAAUGAGGACCUCUAGGUCAUCUUUGAGCAUGUGGAGGACAUAGAACAUUGGAGUCAGUCAGUGGGGAAGGAACUAGAUGGCAUCUCUUAGCUGAAACUACACAGGGACUGCACAAGCCCAUCACAGUCACACACACACACACACACACACACACACACACACACACACACACACACACACACAAAUACACUUUCUCCUCUGAACUUCCCUUCCUUCUUCAUUUCCUAUCUCUGCCUUCUCAUAACGGUGCUGCUGCUGCUGCUGAGGUGCCCGGAGUCCAGAAUGCCCAGUAAUCACUCAGGCACAAGCCUGGCACUGCCACGUCAGCCCUUGGCAUGACCGAACCCAGGUUUCUCUUGCCUGGGGCUGAAAACCAUCAGAUUUUUCUCAACAACAACAACAACAAAAUUUUAUCCAAGGAAUCAGUGGAUUACAGUUAUUCUGCAUUGAAAAUGCACUUUAAAAAUUAAUACAAGCUCCAGACUGUUUAAAACACACAGAAGGAGCAGGGGAAAGAUAAACAUGUGCUAAUGUCUGAACCCAGUUCAGCUUAUCUCCAGUUGAAACAAUAUACACUCUAUUAUGUAUAAAUGUAUACACACUUCCUAUAUAUGUCCACACAUAUAUGGUGUAUAUAUUAUACAUGUAUAGGUCUGUGUGUGUUCAUACACACAUACACAUAGCCAAUCAGAUGCUCAUUAGUACACAAACAGCAGCAGAGGAAACAAGGUUGGACUCUUGCAACAGAUCACAAAAAAUAAAAACAGCCACUUGCAGUGACUUUGGUCAUUUCUGUAUGUUCAUAAAGAAUGGAUUGUAACAAAGAAAAAAAGGAACAGUGUUAGCGAUAGAGGAAAACUGGGCGAACCCAUCUUGAUCCAAUGGGAAUGCAGUAAUGUUCUAUUCCAUUUCACAGUUAUUUCUUUUAAUCAUGAUGAUUUUAAGUUUUGGCUAUUAAAAAUGUUUUAGACUCAAGUGACUACAUCCAAGUGAACAAAACAACUACAGUGAAAGCCCUUUUCAGUAGGAAGAUGUCAGAAAUCUCAAAACCCUUGGCCUGGCUCAGAACCACCAUGUGCAAACCAGAACUCUCUCAACAUUUGAAAUAAAAACUUUAAAACUCUUUUGAAGCACCUUAGCGUGGCCAUCCAUGUGACGAGUGGGUGCCACUUUCUCCUUUGAGCACCUUAUUGACGUGUUUUGCUAUCUGCUGUCUAUCUGUUAUCUGUUAGCUCAAUAGCUAGCUGUUAACACACACACACACACACACACACACACACACACACACACACGUGCACAGACCAGACAUCUGGGCAUGUGUGUUCUCAAUGAAGUUUACUGUAGUGACUGCUGAAAGGUGAACUCAUUUCCUGAUUCUCCUGCCACAGAGUUGUGAUAAGACUCGAAGAAACCCUGUCCCUGCACGGAAAAAUGUUCCUUAUCACAGUGUAUAUUAGGGUGGGAAGGAAUAUGGUCCCUUUUUUGCAGUUGCUACUGUGUAUACACACAUGUGCACACACACACUGUGUAUUCAGACCUAACAAACACAUAUACACAUAGCUCAUUUGUCCAAGUGAUAUUUCAGAUGUCUCUGUGGGUGUCACAAACUGUAUGCAGUUUUCCAUUUCCCAGAGAAUGUUGAAUGGAGGGCAACUUUUCAGACUGAAGAACUAGGCACUGGGGAAGAGUUUGGAAAGAGUGAGAGGCAAGAAAAGAGAGACCAUUAAAUCAACAGAAUAAUGUCCUAAGAGGGACUGCGUGAAUGGCUGUCCUCACAGGUGGGUGUGGAACACUGCCGUCUCAGUCUGCGCUGUAGAGACCCAGGCACACAUCAGCACACACACACCCUCCCACAGGGGCAUGGUCUGGGAUGAGCAGGUCAAUAGUUUUGAGAGGGAGUUUGUUCCUUUUUUUUCUCUCAUUAUACUCUUGUUGUCAGUUAUUAAACAAACAAACAGAAAAUUGUUUUGAAGAACCUUGCAUACGCCUUUUCUAUCAAGUGCUUUAAAAUAUAGACUAAAUACACACACCCUGCCAGUUUUUCUUACAGUGACAGUAUCCUUACCUGCCAUUUAAUAUUAGCCUCGUAUUUUUCUCACGUAUAUUUACCUGUGACUUGUAUUUGUUAUUUAAACAGGAAAAAAAUUCAAAAAAAAGAAAAAUUAACUGUAGCGCUUCAUUAUACUAUUAUAUUAUUAUUAUUGUGACAUUUUGGAAUACUGUGAAGUUUUAUCUCUUGCAUAUACUUUAUACAGAAGUAUUACGCCUUAAAAAUACGAAAAUAAAUUUUACAAGGUUUCUGUUUUGUGUGGAAGAGUAAUUGAUGUUGCUAAGAAUGAUGUUUGUUUUUUGGGGUUUUUGUUGUUUUUUUUUAAAUGUUACCAGCACUUUUUUUGUAAGUUUCACUUUCCGAGGUAUUGUACAAGUUCACACUGUUUGUGAAGUUUGAAUAUGAAGGAAUAAUUAAAAAAAACAAAAAAAAUUUAAAAAUUC
Molecule: messenger RNA, 27273 nt
Organism: Mesocricetus auratus (golden hamster)
Lineage: Eukaryota; Metazoa; Chordata; Mammalia; Rodentia; Cricetidae
Gene: Zbtb20
Product: zinc finger and BTB domain containing 20
Exons: 13
Coding region: 1672-3906 (744 amino acids)
Biological process (GO): regulation of transcription by RNA polymerase II
Molecular function (GO): RNA polymerase II cis-regulatory region sequence-specific DNA binding; DNA-binding transcription factor activity, RNA polymerase II-specific; protein binding
Source: RefSeq, a predicted model, not a curated record